AUGGCGAACGGGACGGCGGCGAGGAGCAAGGAGGCCGCGAAGGUGGUGCACUACCGGGAGUGCCAGCGGAACCACGCGGCGUCCAUCGGCGGGCACGCCGUGGAUGGGUGCCGCGAGUUCAUGGCGUCGGGCGCGGACGGCACGGCGGCCGCGCUCAUGUGCGCCGCCUGCGGGUGCCACCGCAGCUUCCACAGGCGUGAGGUGGAGACCGACGACCGCGACUGCUCCUCCACCACCUCCUCCGGCUGA
Molecule: messenger RNA, 249 nt
Organism: Miscanthus lutarioriparius
Lineage: Eukaryota; Viridiplantae; Streptophyta; Magnoliopsida; Poales; Poaceae
Source: the annotation of a GenBank genome assembly